This is a messenger RNA of Drosophila hydei, 2570 nucleotides long. RefSeq names its product peptide transporter family 1 (gene yin). Gene Ontology annotation, cellular component: membrane. The transcript is spliced from 5 exons. The coding region runs from base 296 to 2485 and encodes 729 amino acids. Gene Ontology annotation, molecular function: dipeptide transmembrane transporter activity. Gene Ontology annotation, biological process: oligopeptide transport; transmembrane transport. NCBI's taxonomy places the organism in Eukaryota, Metazoa, Arthropoda, Insecta, Diptera, Drosophilidae. The record is from RefSeq and is a predicted model, not a curated record.
UUUGAUUUGCGCUUUAUUUAAGUGUAUUCGCCCUCACAGUGACUUCGCCGUCUGCGUUGGUGUCUUUUUUGUGUCUCUGUCUUUCAUUUAGCUUUUUCGUUUUUUAUUUUGUGCGCAAACGUGACUGCGCUUCGCCCGUUGCCAGCACCUGCUAAAAAAUAUUGCAAGUUCGCGCGUGCGUUUUUCGGCAGUUGAUUAAAUUCCAAGCCGUAAAUUGAACUUGAGCUGAGCCUUUUGUUCGUUUUAUGUGUGUGCGUUUUAUUGUGUGUACUGUUUACUGCCGCAACAACAAAUAAUGAAAGCGGCGGACGUUGAAGCGGCAGAGGCAGCUGCCAAUGGCAAAUCAAAGGAGUUGGCAAUUAGUGAGAGGCAGCAAGAGGGAGAGAAAGAGCAUGAGACUCUGGAAUACCCCAAAUCGGUGGCCUUCAUCAUUAGCAAUGAGUUCUGCGAGCGCUUCAACUAUUACGGCAUGCGUGCUAUACUGGUCCUAUAUCUAACCCAUAAGCUGGACUACAACGAGGAGACGGCCACAGUGCUCUUUCACAUAUUCACGACGCUCGUUUACAUCUUUCCGCUCAUCGGAGCUCUCAUUGCGGAUGGCUGGCUGGGCAAGUACAAGACGAUAUUGUAUCUAUCGGUCGUUUACAGCAUCGGUGCUAUGACUGUCGCCUUUGGCGCAAUACCUAUGCCGGACAUGCCGGUCAAGAUGGUCACCAUUGUGGGUCUUGUGCUGAUUGCUGUGGGCACUGGCGGCAUCAAGCCCUGCGUCUCGGCCUUCGGCGGGGAUCAGUUUCAGCUGCCAGAGCAGGCCAUUGAGCUGGCCAAGUUCUUCUCGCUGUUCUACUUUGCGAUCAAUGCGGGCUCCAUGAUCUCGACGACGCUAACUCCGGUUCUGCGUGCAGAUGUUCAAUGUUUCGGGGACGAGGACUGCUACUCGUUGGCGUUUGGCGUGCCUGCUGUCCUGAUGCUCGUUUCGAUGGUUAUCUUUGUGGCCGGCAGAUCGCUCUACAAGGUGCAGCCGCCAUCGGGCAACAUGAUCUUCGGCGUCUCCCAGUGCAUAACGAACGCGUACAAGGGCUGGCGGCAGAACCGUAAGGAGAAGCCCAUGGAACACUUUCUCGACUAUGCCACGCCCGUUGUGGGGCAGCAGAUGGUGUACGAGACGAAGUGCUUGGCCAAGAUCUUGCUGCUCUACGUGCCCUUUCCUGUCUUCUGGGCUCUCUCAGAUCAGCAGGGCUCGCGCUGGACCUUCCAGGCCACCCAUAUGGAUGGAUCGGUGCUUGGCUAUCAAGUCAAGCCGGAUCAAAUGCAGGUGAUCAAUCCUCUGCUCAUUCUCGCCUUCAUUCCACUAUUCGACUACGCCAUCUACCCUUUGCUUGCACGCAUCGGCAUCAGGCGUCCGCUGCAGAAGCUCAGCAUUGGUCUGCUGCUCGCCGCCCUCGGCUUCUAUGUGUCGGCGGGCGUGGAGCUGAAACUCGAGCAACUGCAACCGGAGGCUGAGCCCUCGGCCCCCGACAUGGUUCAUCUGCGGCUCUACAAUGGGAUGCCGUGUCGCUACGAUUUCAUAAGUGACCACGAUGCAGUUGCCGACUCCAUCGAUUCGCUGUCCAUGUGGUCCAAUUUGGAGCUCCGUGUGCCGCGGGCCAAAGAGUUCGCCUUCCAGGCCAAGUCGUCGAAAAAGCAAUGUCCGACUAUUGAAGGACGUCUACACCUACAGCCGGGCAAGUCCGUCAGCUAUUUCCUAUCCAAGGCGGGUCUCCAGGAGUUUCCCGACGGCUUGAGCACUGUGCAGCGCUUCAAUCGGCCUCCUCUGCUGCGCACUUUGGUCAACACGCCUCCGGACGAGGGACCCAUUCUGCUGAGAGCUCCCGUCUCGGGCAGCGGCAGCGUCCAGCUGGACAUCAAGAAUCUCUCAGCGCUGCAUGAAGUUUCGCUCGGCUACGGAGAGCUCGACAUCAAUGGCAAACGAGCUGCAAGCUUCGAUGCGAAGAACGGAGGACUCUACAGCCUCCUGGUUCAGGGCAAUGCACGCGACGGAUAUGAAUACAACAUGUUGGAGGUGGUGCCACCGACAACGCUCUCGAUACUCUGGCAGCUGCCGCAGAUUGUGAUUAUGACAGCCGCUGAGAUAAUGUUCUCGGUGACGGGUCUGGAGUUCUCUUUUACCCAGGCACCGACCAGCAUGAAAUCGGUGCUGCAGGCCUGUUGGCUGCUCUCCGUGGCCAUUGGCAACAUGAUCGUGGUGAUCAUAGCUGAGGUCAAGUUCGUUAGCACCCAAUCGGCGGAGUUUGCGCUCUUCGCCAGCAUCAUGCUGGUCAAUCUGUUGAUCUUCCUCUUUCUCGCGCGCAACUACAAAUACACGGAUCUGGCGAGUACUGAGGCAGCGAACAAGGAAUCUCAGGAAAAGCAGGGCGCAGACCCACAGACAAUAAGACGAGAGGAUGCUGGGCAGGGCAGCUAUCGGAAUUAUGCGUACGAUCUGUGAUCGGAUCGACUAUGCUAGUUAUAUAUGUGCAUAGAUGUCUAUGUAACUAUAUGGCUGCGAUCUAUAAUCUAUCGAGUGUCUAUAU